Molecule: messenger RNA, 1860 nt
Organism: Galendromus occidentalis (western predatory mite)
Lineage: Eukaryota; Metazoa; Arthropoda; Arachnida; Mesostigmata; Phytoseiidae
Product: glycine-rich cell wall structural protein
Exons: 8
Coding region: 1-1860 (619 amino acids)
Source: RefSeq, a predicted model, not a curated record
AUGAAAACGCCACUGGUGUCCUAUGUGUGCCUUUUGGCGCUCCUCUCGAGGUCAUCGAGCUCCGAUGGUCAGAUCGUCUUCCCCGAUGAAACAGCCGAAGAUCAGUCGAAGAAUGGUACAGUAAUCGGCUCAUUCGAGAGCCGGAACGGAACGGACUUCGGUGCGCUCGACGCUGGCAAUGGGACGGCCAAUGGGACUGAAGAACGAGGACUCCUGCUCAAGCUCUUGAAAGGCGCCCACAAAGGUCACGGGUACAAAAGUGAGGGUGGAGGAAUCAGCUUGAACAUCGGGAUUUCGGCCGGCGGCUACAAACACGGCGGAUACGGCGGCCACGGGUACGGCGGAGGCUACGGCAAGGGAUACGGGGGGCAUCACGGAGGGGGAUAUGGAGGCGGUUACGGAGGGGGAUAUGGAGGCGGUCACGGAGGGGGAUAUGGCGGCGGGUAUGGAGGUGGCUAUGGCGGAGGUUACGGCGGUGGGGGAUACGGUGGCGGCCACAGUUCGGGCACCUAUGCACAAGGAAACUACGGAGGAGGUGGCGGAUACCAACAUUCCGGGGGUCAAGAUUUCCACAAAGUAUACGGGACGAAAGAAACAUAUGGAACCCGGGAGACCUACGGGGCAGUUUCUGGAUCGUCCCACAAUCAAGGCUCGGGCCACGAUUCCUACGGUGGCAAUUACCAGCAAGGCGGAUACAGUCAAGGAGGUUAUAGCGGAGGCUAUGGAGGAGGCAAUGGCGGCGGAUUCGGAGGGGGCUACGGUGGCGGCACUGGUGGAGGUUACGGAGGUGGCUACGGCGGAGGUCAUGGAGGAGGCUACGGUGGUGGCUAUGGGGGAGGUUACGGCGGUGGCUACGGCGGCGGUUACGGAGGAGGUUACGGAGGCGGCUACGGUGGUGGCUACGGCGGAGGCCACGGCGGAGGCCACGGCGGAGGCUACGGAAGCUCGGGAUUCAGCCAAGGAGCUGGAGCCGCCGGACAAUUCGCUGGCCAGGGAGCUUACAAUUACAAUCAAGGACACUCUUCGAGCACCGGCUUCGGCAAUAAGGAAUCAUGGGGAAACAAGGAAGCUUUCGGCAAAGAAGCAGCUGCGUCUCACGCCGUUGGUGCAGGACAACAGAGUCAUGCAUCUGGAUUCAACAAUGCGGGCCACUCUUCCGGGAGCAACGUGGCUAGCAGUUCCGCCGGAAUCGCACCCGUCUCCGGAAUAAUCGGCGGGGGAGUCGGUCCCGUCGUGGGUCCCGUCGGCGGAGGGAUCGUACCGGUGGGUGGAGCCGUCGGUGGGGGUGUCGUUCCCGUCGGUGGAGCCGUCGGGGGAGGCGUGCUUCCUGUUGGAGGCGUCGUAGCUCCCGUCGGAGGCGUUGGGGCUGUCGGUGGCGGUGUGGGCGCUGUCGGUGGCGGUCUUGGCGCCACCGGUGUCGGAGCUUCUUACGUCGAAGGAGGUUCGGUCAGCUCCGGUGCAGUCGGCGGAGGCGUCGUAGGAGGAGGGGUGGCUCCGGUCGGCGUUGUGGGAGGAGGUGUUGCUCCGGUCGGCGUCGUAGGAGGAGGCGUGCCCGUUGCUCCCGUGGUCGGCGGGGGAAUCGCUCCUGUCGGUCUCGUUGGAGGAUCUUCGUAUAAAGAAGGAUUCGCUCAAGGACAACAAGCGUCCGGAGCCGCUAAGGCAGAUUCAGCCUACGGAUACAAUCACGGGGGCUCGGCCACCAAGACGUUCGGAAACAAAGAAUCAUUCGGUACCAAAGAAUCUUUUGGAUCCGAGAGUAGUUCAGGACAUGCCGUAGGAAGCGGCGCACAAUCGUCCGCAUCCCAGGGAUCCCAAUUAUCGUUCGCUCAAGGAGAGAAAGCACAAACCGUUGUCGGUUAG